AUGAGGGAACCAUGGAUCUCUGGCUUUUUCUUUGCUUUCUUUCUCAUCUUCUCAUCCAUUGUUACUCAACCUCUCUACUUUCCUACUGCCAAUCUUCCAACCACAUGGACCAAUGAUGAAUCUUCUCUCCGUUCGAUCAAUUUCACAGAUGGCUCAAGGAUCAGAGUCAUCCUCCUUAGGACAAGCGGUUUACCUAUGUUCACAUGUGGCUUCUUCUGUAAUGGAACAUGCACGUCUUAUCUCUUUGCAAUUAUUAUCAAUUUAUUUAUGGUGGUUAAUCCUCAAGUUGUUCCGUACACCAACAAAGACUCUCCAGAGGUCAUUUGGUCAGCCAACCGUGACAAUCCAGUCAGGGAAGGUGCAAUACUGAGUCUCAAUGAAGCUGGAGAAUUGGUGUUACACGAUGUCGAUGGAAGCAUAGUUUGGACUACAAACACUAAUGGACAAUCUACAGCUGGCAUGAACCUAACUGAUAAAGGAAAUCUGAUGUUGUUCGAUGACCAUAACUCGAUGGUUUGGCAAUCAUUUGAUCACCCUACAGACUGUUUAGUACAGGGGCAAAAACUAUUUCAAGGACAGAAGCUCAUACCUAGUGUUUCAUCAACCGACUGGACUGCUCAAAAAGAUUUAUUCUCUCUUCAAGUCACCGAUAAAGGUCUGUUUGCUUAUGUGGAAUCAAACCCACCUCAAGUCUAUUUCCGGAAGUUGGUAAAUGGCAUAAAUCCAGAAAAUUAUGUAGUAUUCUUAGAUAGGAGUUUGUGUUUCUUCAUUUUUUCUACUAGGCCAAAUUAUUGUAAGAGUGUGCUUGAUAUACCUCCAGCCUUCCCAUUUCAGUUUAUAAAAUUAAUGCCAGAUGGACAUUUGAAAGUGUUUGGAUGGGAUGCUUUAGAUGGAGGGGCGAUAGUUGCCGAUCUAUUAACCGGUGAUCUAGGAGAGUGUUUUUAUCCAUUGGCUUGUGGGAGAAAUGGCAUUUGCUCGGGUAAUCAACAAUGUAGUUGUCCAAGAUCAAGCUCUCCAGGGACAGACUAUUUCAGAGCAGUGAAUGAUAGCCAACCAAACAUGGGUUGCUCUCAAGUUACUCCUAUCACAUGUAACGCUACUCAAGAUCAACAUUUCAUUGAACUCAAGCACGUCAAGUACUUCACCUACACUGCCGACAUGGAGGAUGUGGAUAUGGAGACUUGUAAGCAGGCGUGUCUGGGAAAGUGUUCAUGCAAAGCAGCUCUAUUCGAGUAUGGUUCAAAUUCUUCAAGUGGAAAUUGCUCUUUACCUUCUGAGCUUUUUACAAUGACGAAACUUGACGCACAUGAAAUGCGUCUUAAUUCUUCAGCUUUUAUAAAAGUCCAGAAUGUAAGAUCAUCUCCUUCCUUUAAAGUUCAUGUUGCCACAGUUAUAGGUUCCACAAUUGGAAGUUUGGUGCUUCUUAUUGUAGUAAUAGGUUUUACUAUGUUCAUAGUCAAAAAGAAAAAAACGGAUAGUGAAACAGAAGAAGAGUACUUAGAUCAAGUGCCAGGAAUGCCAACUCGGUUUUCCUAUGAAGAACUGAAAACAGCCACAGAAAAUUUCAGCAAAAAGCUUGGCGAGGGAGGAUUUGGAUCAGUUUUUGAAGGGACUCUCGAAGAUGGCUCGAGGAUUGCAGUAAAAUGUCUUCAAGGUCUUGUGAACGUUAAAAAAUCAUUCUUGGCCGAGGUUGAGUCCAUUGGCAGCAUUCAUCAUGUGAAUCUAGUUCGACUUAGAGGAGUUUGUGCUUGGAGAUCAGAACGGCUUCUUGUGUAUGAAUUCAUGAGUAACGGAUCAUUAGACCAGUGGAUCUACCAUGGAGACCGAAAGCCCGUACUUGGAUGGGUACGUAGAAAGAAGAUUAUUCUUGAUAUUGCUAAAGGUUUAGCAUAUCUCCAUGAAGAAUGUAGGCAAAAAAUCAUCCACCUCGAUAUUAAACCUCAAAACAUACUCCUGGAUGAAGAUUUCAAUGCCAAAGUAUCUGAUUUUGGGUUGGCUAAGCUCAUCGAUAGAAAUCAAAGCCAAGUGAUGACUACAAUGAGAGGAACUCCGGGCUAUAUGGCUCCGGAAUGGUUGAGCUCAAUUAUCACUGAAAAGAUGGAUGUAUAUAGCUUUGGGAUUGUUCUUUUGGAGAUCUUAUGUGGGAGGAAGAACUUUGACAGUAGAUCUCAGCCACAAGACAGUUGGCAUUUACUGUGCGUCUUCCAGAGGUGUUGGGAAGAGGGGACAUUGUUGGAUAUAGUUGACAGGUCCAGUAAAGAUAUGCAGGUAAAUGGCGCAGAAGUUAUGGAGAUGAUGAAAGUGGCUUCAUGGUGUUUACAGACUGAUUUUACGAAAAGGCCUUCAAUGUCAUCGGUGGUUAAGGUGUUAGAGGGAGUAAUGAAUGUUGAAUCAAACCUAGAUUACAACUUCUUGUAUCCAAGACUGCAGAAAAUAACAGAUGAACAUGAGAAAAGCUCGAAACCGGUGUUGCCUUCUAUUCUAUCAGGGCCGAGGUGA
Lactuca virosa is the source of this 2499-nucleotide messenger RNA. Lineage: Eukaryota; Viridiplantae; Streptophyta; Magnoliopsida; Asterales; Asteraceae. The record is from the annotation of a GenBank genome assembly.